AUGUCUAUCAUUAUUUUAUACAAAGACCAGUGCGAGAGUGGUAACUUCUACAACUACACCGGAGAGAUCUUAAGCGAUGGUUAUCCCAAUGAACUUCCACGUCGACUGUACUGCUUCCAUUUAAUUCGGAUCCAUGGAGCUGAGACAAUCAACAUUACCAUCGCCGAUGUUUAUUCCAGUGUUUCAACAAACAAUCUAGUAUCUCUCGGAUACGGAUAUGAAAUUCCUUCACCCGUUGUCUACAGCAGCCCCGAUGUUGUUUGGGAUUCAAGUAUGGACGUGCCCACUCCGUUAGUUUUCAAUAGUUCUGCAGCCUGGAUUAUGGUGAAAACACAUGAUUCAUUGGGCCUGAGAUAUAAUCUGACAAUAAGUGCUGAUGGUAAUAACUGCAUUGAUAUCCAAUGCCCCGUGGGAAAAUGCAGUGAUGUCAUAAGAGAUUAUUCAUGCCCAUGUUACCGUACGUGUCACAACGGAGGCGUAUGCAACUUACACGGGGAAUGUGACUGUCCACAAAACAUAUCGACGGGGGCAAGUUGUGAAUAUGUUCUUUGUAGAAUUCCUGACUAUCCGGCUCAUCUGAUCGAGUUGACGGAUCGAUCGGAUGCUACUGAUUGCUCUUCACAAGCGCUUAUUCUCCAAGACGGUAAAUGCAGUUUCACAUGCGAGGAUGGCUUCAAACGAGUGGGUGAAUCUGUUGUAAGAUGUUUAGAAAAUGGAAACCUAAAUUCUUCUCUGCCUAGUUGCCAUGUUGCAUGUGAUGUCCCAUUGCCACCGGUGUCCUUAGUUUCAAUAGAGGGUAAUUGUUUGGACGAGGAUCGUGUGGUACUGGAGGGGCAAACGUGUACCUUUGGAUGCCAGGAGGGGUACAUGCUGAUGGGAGAAUCUUCUCUGACGUGUGGAUCAGAUGGUGGAUCGCUAUCUCUCCCUGAGUGCCAAGUUGUUGUUUGCGAUAUACCAGCCCUACCAUCUGAUCUCAUGACUAGGCCUAUCGAUAUUGGAUGCCAAGGCUUAUCGACUAUCGAAUAUAGUAUUACGUGUGAAUAUUACUGCCAGGCCGGUUACAUCCUCAGUGGUAUGGAUCAAUUAUCGUGCAAUGCCAAGGGACAAUUGACCGGGAAUCUGCCUUCUUGUGAAGAACUUCCGAAUGAUGAUGAUAAUGAUGAUCAUAACGACGGCGACACAAGUCCUGAUAUCGACGCCACAGACGACGUCAACAGUGAUGACGACAAGAUAACGACAACAGAACCUUCAACAAUGGGGUCGACAGAAAGCACCACGAGUUAUGCGGGUUUGACGACGAUGGAGGUCGUGAUGAUUGCCGGCGCUGUCCUGGGAUUCGUUGUCGUUAUCAAUGUGGUAAUCAUCGCACUCUGCUGUAAGCCAACCUGCUGUCGAAGUGGUAAAGAAGAGCGGGAACAACCACCGAUGCCAAUAGUCUUAGAGUCCAUAAACGUGCCGAUUGAAGUUGAAAAUCGUUAUGGACCCGGUCCAUCUGCUGAUGCGCUGAGAGCAGAUGAAACGCCGUCGUCUUCCGAAAAGUACGAUAAAUAUAAAUUCCCGGUAGGACGACUUCGCGGGCUCCACUUAGCAAAGAAUCUCAUUGGCGGCGGGUCGUUUGGUCAAGUUUACCGCGUCGAAGCGGUUGGGAUCAUUGACGGUCAAGACAGGACUACAGUCGCGGUAAAGACGCUUCGAGAUUCGCCCUCAGACCUUGAAAAGGAUAAUUUCUCGAAUGAACUUGAGAUGAUGAAAGAUAUACCACCUCAUCCAAAUAUCAUCAAGCUACUUGGGUACAGCACAGCUGAAGACGGCUCUUCCUACAUUAUAAUGGAAUAUUGUCCCAAUCAGAGCCUGCGACAUUGUCUGAUGCAGCUGUCUAAAGAGAAUCGUCGGCAGGACGUCUGCGUGUCAUCAGAACAACUUCUUCGCUUCGGUGUACAAAUCGCCGGUGCUAUGGAAUUCAUUGCUCAAAAACAGAUUGUCCAUCGGGAUCUAGCGGCACGGAACAUCCUUUUAGGAUUGAGGCUCGAGUGUAAGGUGGCCGACUUUGGCCUGGCGAGGAGUAUGAAUGACGAUGAGGAAUACAUUAUGAUGUCAAGGAGCCGUAUGCCCAUUCGAUGGAUGGCGCCUGAAUCUCUUAAUCAUGACGUGUACUCAACGAAGAGUGAUGUUUGGUCUUUUGCUGUAGUCAUGUGGGAAAUCUUGACACUUGGUGCACGCCCUUACACCGGGAUGGACAUCCAACAAGUGAAGAUGGCGGUAAAUAUGGGGUACCGAUUGCCUAAUCCAGAACAUUGUAGCCAGGAUUUAUAUAACUUGAUGCUAGAGUGCUGGAUAGGCAACCCCGUGGGAAGGCCGACGUUUGGCCAAAUAAAAGUACGACUAGACGAUAUGCUGAUGACCCCGAAUGCCAACAUCUUAAUGGACAAGUUUGACGGCACUGACUACGAUUACAUGCCGAUGUCCGCUCUCGCUGAUGACGUCGACAUGAACGUGAUGUCGCCCACGGAUACAACUCCCAACUUUGAUACGCAUGGUCUAUAUAAGAUACCAGCUCCCAUGUGAGCUGUGAUUCUAUACGUACAUUAUAUAAAUGAUAUUUGUUUGAACUUUAGUGUAUUUCUACCGAUUAUCCAUUUUAAUUUAUUCUCUUUAUUAAGUCAUACACACACUGCAAAAAUUCCGGUGUUGAUUUAACACCAGCCCGGAAUCUAUAUAUAUAUGUCCACACCAGAGAAUUAUUGAAACAACACCAGUUUGGAAUCAAACCGAUGCUGUUUUAUACUAAAUGGUGUUAUAUAAUCACCUAUCUGAUGUUAGACUAAUACCAAAAUCGGUGUUGUUUAACACUUCUCUGGUGUGGACAUAUAUAGAUUCCUAGCUGCCAUGGUGUUAAAUCAACACAGGAGUUUUUGCAGUGCAAGUAAUGAUAAUAGUAUUCAUAUAUUUAAAAACGCUUUACUCGAGUAUUUUAUUAUGUUUUUAUUGGUUUGUUUGAUAUCGACAAAUUUCUGGUUAUGUUGAACAUUAUUUUAAAGGACUGAUUAAAUAAAAUAAGUGUCAGCUGAUUUCUAUAUGGGUGAGGGGAAACACCCCCCCCCCCCCUUCACGAAUGAAAUGAGGAGGUAGAUGAAAGAUUGCCUCCCCCUUCCCCCAUAUUCACUCCGACAAUCAAGGAAUGACUUUUCUGAUAUAAUCAUAAUCUUUGGUGUAUUGUCUGCCUGAUGCAAAAUUAUAAAAGAUGGAUAUAUUGUAUUGAUAUAUUUGUGUCGUUUCAAUGAAAUGUCACCAUCUUCUUAAUCAUGUGUACGCCUGUAUUACUUAUGAUUACUCAGUUAUCUUCAUUUUGAUUCAUAUAGUUUGAUGCCCAAUGUUCAGUGGCGUACCGUGGGUCACGGCAUUGGGGGGGGGGGCACCAGCAAAAAUUUCGAGUCACAUAGGGAGCGCGCAAAGCACGCUCAGUUGUCAGGUAUACUGACCUUAUAUAGAUUUUUUAAGGACAUGCAGUGCCAUUAAACGGAUAUGUAUCUCACUGAUUAAAUAAUGCGAGCGCAAAGCGCGAGCUGAAAAUUUUUGAUAUUUAGAGCUAGAAAGGGACAUUAUAAGCAAAUUUUUUGUAAUCAUGAUACGUAACUGCCUUGCUAAACAAAUAAUGCGAUCGCGAAGCGCGAGCUAAAAUUUUUGUAUAUAUUGACCCCAAACAGGGAAAUUUAAGGAUUAUAUUUUAGAAUCCAUUAAGAGUAUAAAUAUCUCACCAUAGUCAUCUAAUGCUAGUGCCAUCCUUUGCUGAUUUUGUUAGAAUUACAUCUAAGCCCAGUCAUGAAGCACCUUUUGUAGUUAUUGUAAUCAUGAUUGUCAUACGCAUCAAAUACUGCGAGCGCGAAGCGCGAGCUGAAAAUUUAGGAAAUUCAGAUCUGAAGAGGGGCAUUCUAAGGCUUGUUUGUAGGAAUUCCCUAAGACCGUACGUAUUUCACUAACCAAAUGAUGCGGGCGCGAAGCGCGAGUUGAAAUUUUUGUAUAUAUUGACCCCAAUCAUGGAUAUUUUAAGGACUAUAUGUUUUUUAGGAAUCCAUUAAGAGUAUACAUAUCUCACCAUAUUCAUCUAAUGCGAACGUUAGCUCGGACAGGAAAUGUUAUAUAUUAAGACCUUAAAAUAGGGCAAUCACUUUAAGUAGUCAUGAAAAAGAAGAAUAUGUCAGUUGUCACUACAUAAAACAAUAAUAACUCGAAUUGCGAGGAAAUAUAUUUGUUGUAUAUUGAUUUGAAAACGGGAGGUUUUAGUACAACAUGAUUAUAUAUCUCGUUAAACAGUCUAUGCGAGCACCAGGAACAUUGAAGGCACAAUGAAGCAAAUAAUGUUUCAUAAAGUUAUGAAAAAAUGCUUCUUAUGUAAUAUAACAUAAUAUAAUAUAACAUAACAUAACAUAACAUUAUUUCUUUCAAUAAUUUCUUCUUUCCCCACUACGUUUCUCUUCCUUUUUCUCCUUUUCCCCGUUUUUUUUUUUUUUUUUUUUUUUUUGCCAGCCGAUGGGGGGCACGUGCCCACCCCCCAUGCCCCCCCCCCCCCGUAUUUACGCCACU
This is a messenger RNA of Lytechinus pictus (painted urchin), 4581 nucleotides long. RefSeq lists its product as uncharacterized. Gene Ontology annotation, biological process: protein phosphorylation; multicellular organism development; positive regulation of kinase activity. Lineage: Eukaryota; Metazoa; Echinodermata; Echinoidea; Temnopleuroida; Toxopneustidae. The transcript is spliced from 15 exons. The record is from RefSeq and is a predicted model, not a curated record. The coding region runs from base 1 to 2565 and encodes 854 amino acids. Gene Ontology annotation, cellular component: signaling receptor complex; plasma membrane. Gene Ontology annotation, molecular function: ATP binding; transmembrane receptor protein tyrosine kinase activity.